Molecule: messenger RNA, 1717 nt
Organism: Xenopus laevis (African clawed frog)
Lineage: Eukaryota; Metazoa; Chordata; Amphibia; Anura; Pipidae
Gene: hmbs.2.S
Product: hydroxymethylbilane synthase, gene 2 S homeolog
Exons: 14
Coding region: 99-1172 (357 amino acids)
Biological process (GO): tetrapyrrole biosynthetic process; heme biosynthetic process; porphyrin-containing compound biosynthetic process
Cellular component (GO): cytoplasm; cytosol
Molecular function (GO): hydroxymethylbilane synthase activity
Source: RefSeq, a predicted model, not a curated record
AGAAAGGGCUCAGGGUAUAGCGGUUCCAGUAGUCUUGAGUGCACACCGUUACAAGGGCACCCACGUGCAGACAUCUCUAGCAGACCAGACACUUAAUCAUGGACACCUGGGGAAUUCUGGAAGGUGCAGGAGAGAACAAACAUGUCAUCCGUGUUGGGACAAGGAAAAGCCAGCUGGCUCGCAUACAGACUGAUAGUGUGGUGGAAAUGCUGAGCAAGAGAUUCCCAUCUACACGCUUUGAAAUUGUUGCCAUGUCCACCACUGGGGAUAAGAUCUUGGACACAGCACUUUCAAAGAUUGGAGAAAAGAGCCUCUUCACCAAAGAAUUGGAAAAUGCACUUGAGAAAAACGAGGUUGACCUGGUUGUUCAUUCGCUGAAAGAUUUACCAACCUCCCUGCCACAUGGAUUUACCAUUGGAGCAGUGUGCAAACGUGAGAAUCCAUAUGAUGCCGUGGUGUUUCACCCUAAAAAAUCCGGGAAUACCUUGAGCACAUUGCCUGAAAAGAGUGUGAUCGGAACCAGCUCCCUCCGGAGAGCAGCACAGCUCAAGAAAAAAUUUCCACACUUGGAGUUUAAAGAUAUUCGUGGCAACUUGAACACUAGAUUGAAGAAAUUGGAUGAACAGGAGGAUUUUAGUGCAAUUGUUUUAGCAGCAGCUGGACUGCGCCGUAUGGGCUGGGAAAACCGAAUUGGGCAGAUUCUGACAUCGGAUGAAUGUCUCUAUGCUGUGGGGCAGGGGGCUCUUGCUGUGGAAGUUCGAACUAAAGACCAAGAUAUCUUGAGUAUGGUGUCUGCUCUACAGGAUCCUGAGACAGUUCUACGCUGCGUAGCAGAGAGAGCCUUUAUGAAGAGACUGGAAGGGGGCUGCAGUGUUCCAGUGGCAGUGAGUACAGUUGUGAAGGAUUUGCAGCUCUACCUCACUGGAGCAGUAUACAGCUUGGAUGGGUCUGAUUCUCUGAAAGAGACAAUGCAGAGCUGCGUCAACUUCCCACAGCAAGAGGUUGAAGGACCCAAUGAUGAUGUACAACAUGUUGGUAUUACAGCACUGGGUGUUUCACAACAAGCCCUGGAAUCUGCACAAUGUUUAGGGACAGGGUUGGCAGACUUGCUGUUGAGCAAAGGAGCCAAAGAAAUAUUAACUGUAGCAAGGCAGCUAAAUGAUUCCAGAUAACAUAGAAAUAAUGUACAGAGAAGGAACAGCAAAAAAGCCACUAAGCUUGACUACUACUAGAAGCCUGUAACAUGAAGAAACAUGUGCUUGGUUUAUUAUAUUUUGAAAAAGCUAAAUUCAGUCGGGGCAGAAAUAUUUUUCUAUGGGCCCCAGAUUGAACUCCACCCACAUCCUGCAACCAGUUUUAUAUAGCAUUGAAGAACAAGCUAAUGUAUAUUUAAAAAAUAUAUAUGUAUAUUUAAAUGGGAUAUGGUCCAUUAAAGUAAAAUUUUGCAGCCUUUUUUAGGAAAGAAACUUAACAAUUCAUCAUACCUUCAAAAUAGCCGUCGAUCAAUGAUUAUGUAUGUAACACAAUACACCUAGAUGCAGAAUUACGGUAUUGACAAUUGUAUGCUGCUUUGACAAUAGAAUAUUUUGGAUUGUAAUUUUGCACCAGUGUUACUGGAUGAUACUGGGAUGUCUUUGGUAUUUUUGCAAGUAUCCACUGUACAUUUUCUAUAGUAGAAAGUUUUAUAUUUGGCUGAAUAUUAAAAUAUUAUGUGUUA